This is a messenger RNA of Sphenostylis stenocarpa, 1758 nucleotides long. NCBI's taxonomy places the organism in Eukaryota, Viridiplantae, Streptophyta, Magnoliopsida, Fabales, Fabaceae. The record is from the annotation of a GenBank genome assembly.
AUGGAAACCAAGAAGCUCCAGCCCCGUUUCUCGCUCGGCCGCCAAUCAUCCCUCGCGCCGGAGCGCGCUGGCGCCGGCGAAGCGUCCGAGGCACUGGACCCGACGGUUCGGUUGAUGUAUCUGGCCAACGAGGGAGACUUGGAUGGGAUUGAGGAGCUGUUAGACGCGGGGAGCGACGUCAAUUUCACCGACAUUGACGGGCGCACCGCGCUCCACGUCGCUGCCUGCCAGGGCCGCACCGACGUCGUUGACCUGCUGCUCCGACGAGGCGCUGAAGUCGAACCACGAGACCGCUGGGGCAGCACCGUACCUCUAGCUGAUGCAAUGUACUAUAAAAAUCACGACGUGGUGAAGCUUUUGGAGAAACACGGAGCAAAACCUCCGAUGACUCCUAUGCAUGUAGAGAAUGCUCGAGAAGUACCUGAGUAUGAGAUUGAUCCUUCUGAACUUGAUUUUACUAAUAGUGUUUGCAUAACAAAGGGAACCUUCCGGAUUGCAUUAUGGCGGGGAACUCAGGUUGCUGUCAAGACACUUGGGGAGGAAGUGUUCACCGAUGAUGAUAAAGUAAAGGCAUUUCAUGAUGAGCUUACAUUACUUGAGAAAAUAAGGCAUCCAAAUGUAGUUCAGUUUUUGGGUGCUGUAACCCAAAGCACCCCAAUGAUGAUUGUCACAGAAUAUCUACCCCAGGGGGAUCUUGGUGCCUACAUGAAACGGAAAGGUGCAUUAAAACCAGUAACAGCUGUAAAGUUUGCACUUGAUAUUGCUAGGGGCAUGAACUAUUUGCACGAACAUAAACCAGAAGCCAUUAUACAUCGAGAUCUUGAGCCUUCAAAUAUUCUGCGGGAUGAUUCUGGGCAUCUGAAAGUUGCAGACUUUGGAGUUAGCAAGUUGCUUAAGGUUGCUAAAACAGUCAAAGAAGACAAACCCGUGACAAGCCUUGAUACAUCAUGGCGAUAUGUUGCACCAGAGGUCUAUAGAAAUGAGGAAUACGACACAAAAGUGGAUGUGUUUUCUUUUGCUCUGAUAUUGCAGGAGAUGAUUGAAGGUUGGCCACCGUUUUAUGCAAAACCAGAAAAUGAAGUUCCUAAAGCAUAUGUUGAAAAUGAGCGUCCACCAUUUAGAGCAUUGCCAAAGCUUUAUGCUUAUGGACUAAAACAGUUAAUUGAGGAAUGCUGGGAUGAAAAACCACAAAGAAGACCAACAUUUAGGCAGAUAAUUGGGAGAUUGGAAAACAUCAACUACCAUCUUGUUCAAAAGAGGCGGUGGAAGACUGGAGCUCCUGGAUGCAUCCAGCACCUAGAGGCCUUAUUUAGGGGUAAUCGCACAAGUCCAAGUAGCCGAGCCAUUGUGAGAAUGUUAAACAUGGUUAAUAGUAUUGAAGGGAAUGUACCAAAGAAUUACUGUUUGCGCAAGAAAAAGAAGGGGAGAGUGAAAGAAGAGAUAGAUGUGUACGGUGAAAAGGAGGGAAAGAAAAGAGAACCUUAUUUCCAGAUCCAGAAAGCUGGCUAUGUUCUUUCCAAUAUAUUGGUGUUGUUCAAGAAUGUACUAAUUAAAGUUUAUUUAUUUGAUCCUCGGGCUCGGGUGUGGUUGUGGUUGUGGGGGGGUUCAGUUCUCUUGGAGGGUGCUUGGACUGUAGAUUCUGUUUCACCAACCUUCAACCUUCAAGGCUGUGAUGUGAGCAUUACUCUCCUCCAACUUCUUCACCAGCCACGAUCAGGAAACAAACAGGAAAUAAUUUUGACAAAAACAUACCUUUGA